This is a messenger RNA of Engraulis encrasicolus (European anchovy), 2229 nucleotides long. RefSeq names its product E3 ubiquitin-protein ligase TRIM9. The transcript is spliced from 11 exons. Gene Ontology annotation, cellular component: cytoplasm. NCBI's taxonomy places the organism in Eukaryota, Metazoa, Chordata, Actinopteri, Clupeiformes, Engraulidae. Gene Ontology annotation, molecular function: zinc ion binding; protein binding. The record is from RefSeq and is a predicted model, not a curated record. The coding region runs from base 4 to 2151 and encodes 715 amino acids.
GCAAUGGAUGAAGAAUUGAAGUGUCCCGUAUGUGGUUCUCUUUUCAAAGAGCCAAUUCUGUUACCUUGUUCGCACAAUGUUUGCUCGGCUUGUGCCCGAAACAUCAUCGUACAGACCCCAGAUGGCGAGACUCCUCCGCAUAGCCGGGCAUCGGGAAACUCCGAUUAUGAUUAUUUGGAUAUGGACAAGAUGAGCAUGUAUAGCGAAACAGAUAGUGGGUACGGGUCGUACACACCUUGCCUCAAAUCGCCAAACGGAUUGCGAGUGUUCCCACCAACUCUUGCCAACCGACACUGCUCCAUCACCUGCCCGCUCUGCCACCGUAGCGUCUCUCUGGACGAACGGGGACUGAGGGGCUUCCCACGGAACCGGCUUCUGGAGGCGAUAGUGGCGCGCUACCAACAGAACCGAGCUGCCUCAAACGCUGUCAAAUGCCAACUGUGCGACCGUAACCCUGUCGACGCCACCGUGAUGUGCGAGCAGUGCGAUGUCUUCUACUGUACACCGUGCCAACAGCGUUGCCAUCCCUCUCGUGGACCCUUGGCCAAGCACCGCUUAGUCCCACCGACCCAGCCGCCACCCUCGGCCUCCCAGCAGCAGCAGCAGCAGCCCACUGCCACGGCGCGUAAACCGACAACAUGCGCGGAACACGAAGCCGAAAACUACAAUAUGUAUUGCAUGAACUGCAAGUUGCCACUGUGUCAGCACUGUCUGGAGGACGGUAAACACAGCAAACACGACGUAAAACCCAUCACCAUCAUGUGGAAAAUGCACAAGGGCCAGCUCUCCCAAGCUUUAAACGGGGUGUCAGACAAAGCCAAGGAUGCCAAGGAGUUUCUAGUUCAGCUGAAGAACAUGCUGCAACAGAUACAGGAGGGUGGCGUGGAGUUUGAGGCCUGCCUGGUGGCGCAGUGUGACUCCCUGAUCGAGGCCCUCACCAGGCAGAGGGCCAAACUCCUCACCAAGGUCAACAAGGAACGGGACUACAAGCUGAAGGUGGUGCGGGACCAGAUAACCCACUGCACCAUGAAGCUGCGGCAGACCACCGGCAUGAUGGAGUACUGUCUGGAGGUCAUCAAGGAGAACGACCCCAGCGGAUUCCUACUGAUCUCGGAUGCCCUGAUCAAACGUGUGCAGGGUUCCCAGGAGCAGUGGGUGAAGGGGGCGCUGCAGCCCAAGGUGGGGCCAGAGUACGACCUGACCCUCAACACGGACCCCCUCUUGCAGACCAUCCUCCAGCUGGACUUCACCCAGGCCAAAGAUGUACAGGAAGCGCCCACGUUAAUCAAACAAAUGCAUGCCAAUGGGGGCCAGAAAGAGGCGGAGAGCACAGGAGCCCAGACCCCCACGGCGCCCCCGGCCCCUCUGCUGCAGCUGGAGAAGUGCUGCACCCGGAACAACAGCGCCACGCUGGCCUGGAGGAUCACUGCCGUGCCCCCCGUACAGGUGGACGCCUACGUGUUGGAGCUGGACGACGGCAAUGGGGGACAGUACAGGGAAGUGUAUGUGGGGAAGGAGACCGUGUGCACAGUGGAUGGCCUGCACUUCAACAGCUCCUACAACGCCAGAGUCAAAGCCUACAACUCAGUCGGGGUCGGGCCCUACAGCAAGACUGUCAUUCUGAAGACUUCUGAUGUGGCGUGGUUCUCGUUCGACCCGCUGUCGGCCCACCGGGACAUCGUGCUGUCCAACGAGAACCAGACGGUGUCGUGCAGUAGCUACGACGACCGCGUAGUGCUGGGCACGGCUGCCUUCUCCAAGGGCGUCCACUACUGGGAGCUCAGCGUCGAUCGCUACGACAACCACCCGGACCCGGCCUUCGGCGUGGCCCGCAUCAACACCGUGAAGGACAUGAUGCUGGGCAAGGACGACAAGGCUUGGGCCAUGUACGUGGACAACAACCGCUCCUGGUUCAUGCACAACAACUCGCACACCAACAGGGCUGAGGGUGGCAUCAGUAAGGGCUCCACAGUGGGCAUUCUGCUGGACCUGAACAAGCGCUCUCUCACCUUCUUCAUCAACAAGGAGCAGCACGGCCCCGUGGCCUUCGAGAACCUGGAGGGGGUCUUCAUGCCUGCCGUCAGCCUCAACAGGAACGUCCAGGUGACUCUGCUCACAGGCUUGGAGGUACCGAAGAACAUAAAACAGUGAACCUGUGCCACGGGUGUCAGAUCAUUGCUAACCUAAAACACUGUAAGACUAUAAACUUCAACAUCUACAGCUGUUUGA